AUGAGAUUUCUGGUGCCCUGUCUGCCUGAUCCUAAUGAAGAUGGCGGGAGAACGAAGAGGAUUGACAAGGAUAUUAAAAAUUGGAUUAAACCUUACAAUGAUGCAAUAAAACUACUGCUUUUGGGUACAGGCGAAAGUGGAAAGACAACUAUAAUAAAGCAAAUGAAAAUAUUGCAUAUACAAGGAUUUUCAGUGAGUGACCGGGAAGAGAAGGUAAAACAUAUAAAACACAACAUACACGAGUCAAUAUAUGACAUAGUACGCAACAUGAGCGCACUCAGCAUUGGAUUGCAGAAUAUAAAAAAUGUUCAAGCCCAGCAGUACAUAUUGAAAUGUGGGUCGGACGGACCCCCGGAUUUUACGGAGGAAUACUAUGACUACGUGAGAGCUUUAUGGAAGGAUGGAGGUGUGAGGGAGUGUUUCAACAGGUCCAAUGAGUACCAGCUUAUUGACAGCGCACAAUAUUUUCUGGAUAGAAUAGAUCUCAUAGAAAAAGCAGACUAUGUACCAUCAGAUGCAGAUAUAUUAAGGUGUCGACAGAAGACUACUGGAAUACAGAAAAUCGAGUUUAAAGUUAAGGUACCUAAAACGAUGCAGGGGGGCGUCCAAGACUUCUGGAUGUUCGACGUCGGUGGGCAGAGGGGGGAGAGGAAGAAAUGGAUACAGGUUUUCGAGGGAAUCCACGCCAUUUGGUUCCUGGUGGCUUGCAGCGACUUCGACCAGACCUUGAGAGAAGAUGAGACACAGAACAGGCUGAAGGAAGCACUGGUGUUAUUCGAAGAUGUCUGGUUAAGUAGGUUUCUGCUGCGGGCCGGUCUGAUAGUGUUCCUUAACAAGCAGGACCUGCUGCAGAACAAGAUCUCUCAGGGUCGCUCCAUCGGCGAUUACUUCCCUGAUUACCAACAGUACUCGGCACAAGGCGAUGAGUACAAUCGCACCAAGUUAUUCAUCAGGAGUAUGUUUGCUGAUAUAACAAAGAAGAAGCGUGAAAGGAAACCAAUGGCAGCGUCGACCGAAAGUUUCGUUAUCCAAGAAGUGAACCGACCGAGGGAGUGUUACUUCCAUUUCACAACCGCCACGGACACCGACAACGUCCGUACGGUGUUCAAAGAUGUGCAUCAGAUGAUUUUAGCAGAGAUAUUAUCAAAUAUUGGUGUUUACUGA
This is a messenger RNA of Achroia grisella, 1164 nucleotides long. It is a transcript of the gene Galphaf, whose product is annotated as guanine nucleotide-binding protein G(f) subunit alpha. The coding region runs from base 1 to 1164 and encodes 387 amino acids. The transcript is spliced from 9 exons. Gene Ontology annotation, biological process: adenylate cyclase-modulating G protein-coupled receptor signaling pathway. Lineage: Eukaryota; Metazoa; Arthropoda; Insecta; Lepidoptera; Pyralidae. The record is from RefSeq and is a predicted model, not a curated record. Gene Ontology annotation, molecular function: GTPase activity; guanyl nucleotide binding; G protein-coupled receptor binding. Gene Ontology annotation, cellular component: heterotrimeric G-protein complex.